Tilletiopsis washingtonensis is the source of this 2212-nucleotide messenger RNA. RefSeq lists its product as hypothetical. The transcript is spliced from 3 exons. The coding region runs from base 85 to 2145 and encodes 686 amino acids. Lineage: Eukaryota; Fungi; Basidiomycota; Exobasidiomycetes; Entylomatales. Gene Ontology annotation, molecular function: protein binding. The record is from RefSeq and is a predicted model, not a curated record.
CCCUCGCUCCCCAUCCACUGCGCAUCCUCCAUAAACAACCCUAGGCCACCUCUUUCCAUCCACCCACCUCGGCUGCUCGCAGCCAUGGACUCCCAGUCGGCCGUCGAUGCGCUGCUGCGCUCGCCGCGCAAGGCCGCCGCGCCCGCGUCGCGUGCGCUACAGCGCUACGACGUCGCGUCGUCCCCGCCGCCCUCGUCCUCGCCGCCUUCCUCUUCGCCUCGCUCAUCUCCCUUCCGCUCAUCUAUUCGCGCCUCUUCGCCGCCCUCAUCUCUCGCACCCACCUCGUCGCCCGCCAAGCACUCGCCUCUGAAGCCGACGCGUCCCGCGGCAGUCGCGCAACCAACACCAGCCGCCGCCGGCCAGGACCCGUUCGCCGGCCUGCGUGCCUCGCCCGUGCCUACGCUGUAUGGCUCCUACACGCACGCGCUGCUCAUCGGCCGCGCGCACUCCAACGUCGCCGCAUCUGAGGUGCCCUCUGCAUCCGGCCUCGGCGCCAAGCCGCUGCAGCGCGUGCCGCUGCCCGCCUCGGCGCGUCACGUCUCGCGCGUGCAUGCCGUCGUUGAGUACCUGCCAUUCCCACCUGCCUUUUCCGCCUCGCAGGGAGGAGACUCGCAGUCGCAGCAACAGCGCGGAUGCUUCGUUGUGCGCAUCCAGGGCCAGAACGGCCUCAUCGUCGCUGGCACGCGUCGGCGUCAAGGACAGGUGCUGCGCUUGCGUCCCGGCAUCACGACGCUCGACUUCUUCGGCUUCGAGGUCGCGUUUGCUGUGGACGCCCGUGCGGCGGGUGCGCCUCAGCCCAAGGCAGCUCCGGCUGCGCCACUGCGUCUGGCGCAGAAGCAGAACAGCCCCAUCAAGCUGCAGCCGCAUGCUGCGCCGCGCAAGCCGGCCGGCCUGAAGCAGAGUGCCACGCUGCCGACGCAGGCCGCACGUCCUCGCCCGCGCCCUCGGCCCACGGCCGCAACAGCAGCAACUCGCCCUCGUGCUCGCUCGCCGCCGCCUGCAGCACUGCGUUCCUCUUCGCCUCUCGCUGCUCCCGAGGUCGCCGCGCCGGCUUCGGCACGCGCUGCGGCAGAAGAAGCGGAGGUCGACACUGACCUGCCCGUCUCGCCCUCGCUCUCGCGCAAGCGUGCUCGUCCCGCCGCGCUCGCGCCCAGCUCCGGCUCGGAGCUCUCCGACGUCGAGAUGCUUGUGCCUCAGAAGCCCGUCGUCAAGCGGCGCGUGGGCGGCAAGGUGGCGCGCUUCGAGGGCACGCCUACGCCCGUCGCCACGAAGGAGCCGGAAGCGGAGCAGGACGACUCGGAUCUGUCUGAUGACCCGAACGCUUCUCCCUCGCCGGCGAUCGCCCGCGUGCGCCCUGCGCCAGCCGUUGCCGCAAGCAUGCCUCCGCCGGCAGUGCCGGUCGCCGUGUCCGCCGCUGCCGCGCUUGCCGCGCGUGCUCGCGCCUGUGUCUCGCGUCUCGCCAGCUCGUACGACGUUGAAGCGCUGCUGGCUGGCGCCAUUGUCUUCCACCGCACGGCGACGAUCUCGUCGUCUGAGGCGAUCCGUUCUGUCCUGACCUCGACGCCCGGCCUGCUCACUGGUCUCGUCGGCUCGCACGCGGCCAUUGCUGGCGCCAAGGCGGGCGAGAAGCUCGAGGGCUGGGCUGAGGGAGAAGCGUGGGAGCGCUGUGUGCGCAAGGCGUGGAGAGAGGAGCUGGAGGCGACGCUGUUCGACAAGGAGUGCUUCGGCUGCAUCACGCGUGCGGGCAAGGAUGCCGGAGGCAUGCCGCUCGAGCCCUGGUUCUACUACGAGCAGUCCAAGGACACAGACCGCGAGCGCGCCGCCAACCUCGGCGCCUUUGUCAAGCCGAUGCGUGCGGCGCUCAAGACGCACAAGCCCAUCUUCUGGAAGAAGAGCGCGUACGGCCACGCCGCCUCCGAGACCGCCAUGCCGUACCACGGCACCGAGUCUCAGCUCGGCUCUGCCGCUCCUCUGUCUGCCGUCGCGCCCUCUGCGCUCUCUUCCAUCUCGGCCAACACGCCCGCGACGCAGAAGCGCGCCGGCGGCGGCCGAAAGAGCCUGCCGAGCCACUGGGAGGAGACGCAGAUGGAGGAGCGCGAGAAGACGUGGGAUCGCAGAGGCGACGAGGACUGGAAGGGCGAGUAGACGUGCCGAGCGCACCCGGCGCCUCACGAGUUCGCCGCUUGGUAGAAAUUGCAUCACUUAAGCUGAG